UCAAGCUUAUUCUUUACUCAAUUCGCAGUCUCCUUUAACAUUCAUCUUAACAGCGUAAAGCUAAUACAAAGAAUGCAGUACACUGUGUAAUCUUUGCCAUAAUGGCUUGACAUAACUGGCCAGCUAUGGAAGCAUGCAUAACAAGCCUAAUGCAACAACAAGCUUGAAUGUGAUCGACGCAAUGCGUUUUUUACACAUCAUUACAAAAUUUGUAUAUAGUUCGUUUUUUUUGUAUACAACAGAGAGCCGCAAGAGGCCUAAGCCCAAUCACUCUGCCUAGUUAGAGAUGGCUUUGGAGGUCAACACAAGGCAGUAGUCCAACAUCGCAUUCUGCAUCUCGACGUUGUCGAGUUUGAGCAGGCCGGCAGGUUUUCAUAAUGUUGUAUCGACACAUCCAGCGUCAGUGAUCUGAUCCACAGGAUGACUAAGAAGCGGCUCGCCGUGCCUGACAAUAUAUUCUGCAGCGCAAGCUCGGAAGACUGCAAUACUCGAAGGAAACAUGGUUCAGCCAGCCAGCCCAUCGAAGGAGUGCAGCUGUAGAACCUUUUCUACAGGAAAAUGAAGGCACUAGCGGCAUUCAUGACGAGACUGAAAGUCACUGCCAAGAUGCCCAAUUGGCCCACGAGCGAUUGGCAGACCAGAGUGUACCACCAGGAGAGCCACAAGCAAACCUGCUUCCAAAGCCCCACGAGCCAGUGCAGAUACCGGUGCCAUUGCAGAUACCGGUGCCAACGCAGAUACCGGUGCCACAACAGCCAUUGCCGCCACAACCAAACCUGCUUGCAAAGCCCCACGAGGCACUGCCAGUGCAGAUACCGGUGCCACAACAGCCAAUGCCGCCACAACCAAACUUGCUCCCACAGCAACCAGACAUGGUUUGUGAUGCUGUGCGCGCAGAAGACACCAACCAGGAUGCAGAUGCCAUGGCCACGCUACCUCCACUGUUGGCUCUGGUAAAUAGUGAGGUGCACCUUGGCAAAGGUGUCUUUGUCAAAGAAGAGCAAUGGUCAUGGCUGUUGUCGCGACCAAAAGACUUGUUGUUUUGCAAGGAAGCCACGAAGCUCCUGUGGGGUAUCCCUAACUUGAGGAAUAGGAGCCUCACAGGAGCACCCUGUCGGCGCUUCCUAAAGCAAGAAAACCUGGCGCCACCACGGAAAGCACUGACGCCUGAAAAGCUGCAGGCUGUUGCGAAUGGUUUUGCAGCCUACGUCAGCAAGAAGGCCUCUGAGACGCCAAAAGCAGACAGAUUAAGAAAGAUGAAUCGGUUUAUUGCAGAAAUGUUGAAUGAUCUGAAUAAAUAGUGUUAAGGGGGAAACAAU
Dermacentor silvarum is the source of this 1319-nucleotide messenger RNA. RefSeq names its product BEN domain-containing protein 5-like. Lineage: Eukaryota; Metazoa; Arthropoda; Arachnida; Ixodida; Ixodidae. Gene Ontology annotation, molecular function: DNA binding. The record is from RefSeq and is a predicted model, not a curated record. Bases 834 to 1301 code for a protein of 155 amino acids. Gene Ontology annotation, biological process: negative regulation of DNA-templated transcription. The transcript is spliced from 7 exons.